CUCCACCUUCGAACCGAACGAAGAAGGCGAAUUCAUCCUGAGGGUGUUCUCUGAGAAGGCCAAUGAAAUGGAAGAAAACGACGAAAAAGUCGGACUUGGCGAAGUUGACGAAAGGGUACAGCCGGAGGACGAAAUCCAGGCAGCCGAAGCCGACGACAGGAUCCGCAGUUUCUUCCAAAAAGUGGCCGGCGAAGAUUUGGAAAUCGACUGGAAAGAACUACAGGACGUAAUGAACUUUGCGUUGAAGAGAGAGUUCAAUUUCGAGGGCUUUUCCAAGGACGUCUGUCGUGCAAUGAUUGCAAUGAUGGACGUUGACAGGUCAGGAAAACUGGGAUUGCACGAGUUCCUACAGCUGUGGACUGAUAUUCGCGUCUGGAAGAACGUCUUUCGCCUCUACGACAAGGAUUCCUCUGGCCACCUCUGUUCCUUCGAGCUGCGCCAGGCCCUCAACUCUGCAGGUUAUAGGCUGAACAACCACGUGUGCAACGCCCUCAUGUUGCGCUACGGGGACGACCAGGGCCAGAUUUCCUUCGACGACUUCAUCAUGUGCAGCGUCAAGUUGAAGACCAUGAUGGAAACGUUUUUGGAAAAGGAUAUGGAGAAGACAAACACCGCGACGUUUACGCUCGAGGAGUGGAUUGAAAAUACGAUGUAUUCGUAGAUAGCGAAAGGAGACGGAGAGAAGAGGA
Molecule: messenger RNA, 689 nt
Organism: Penaeus monodon (black tiger shrimp)
Lineage: Eukaryota; Metazoa; Arthropoda; Malacostraca; Decapoda; Penaeidae
Product: calpain-B-like
Exons: 6
Coding region: 68-661 (197 amino acids)
Molecular function (GO): calcium ion binding
Source: RefSeq, a predicted model, not a curated record